GAUCAAGAGUUGCAUGCUCUACAAACAGAGCCAGCCAGGCACCCCCUCACAUGAAUUUCUUUGACUCUAGAAGUUCACAAAUGAAAUGAGACAGGAAGGGAGGCAGAAUAUCUUGAAUCUGGAAGUAGAUGAGGUGGUCUCUCCUAGAGGGGUGAAGCAGAGCCAGGGGUAUAAAACCACACCCCCUUGGGGGACUGUGGCAGACUGAUACUUGGGACACCCAAUGGAAGACUGUGAGGUCAGGGGCGGGGCUAGCUCCAGGGGGGCCCCAGGCGCCCCAACAGCAGUUCAGAGCAUGCGGUGUCCAGGAGGAAGCUACAACCGGCUUGAGAAUACGCUGUUCCUCCCUCCCCUUUCCACCAUGGACCCCACACCGUGGCCUUUCUUCCAGGUCCUCUGAGAUUGGUACCCAGGCAAAGCACAAUGCCCCUGUUCCCGACGACAAGACUGCCUAGCCCCUAUGGCUCUGAUCGGCUGGUACGGCUAGCAGCCAGGCUCCGGCCAGCACUAUGUGAUACCUUGAUCACUGUGGGAAGCCAAGAAUUCCCUGCGCACAGCCUGGUCCUGGCAGGUGUGAGCCAGCAGCUGGGCCGCAGGGGCCGCUGGGCUCUGGUGAAAGGCAUCAGCCCUUCUACCUUUGCCCAGCUUCUGUACUUUGUUUAUGGAGAGAGUGUAGAACUGCAGCCUGGGGAACUGGGACCCCUUGAGGAAGCGGCCAGAACCUUGGGGGUGCAGUCCCUGGAAGAGGCAUGCAGGAGGGCUCGACAGGACAGGGCUAGAGAACGGGGUCCAGGGCUCAAGGAACAUCAGGAGGAGCCAGAGAAACUCACAAGGGAUUCUGAGAGAGGACUGGAGGGACAUGGAGAGCAGAGACCAGAGAAAUUUAUUAGAGCUGGUUGGAGAGAACGAGAGAUACUGCAUGAGCAAAGGCCUUCAAGAGAGAGCCCUGAGAUAGCAGAGGCAAGGCAGGAGGGUGCAGGGGAGCAGAUGAGAUCAAAGGAAAAACUCAAGCAAUCCCCUACUGGCUAUGGGGGAACAGAUGGGAAGCAAGAAGUGAUUAUGUGGGUGACGGAGAGUCCAGGGGGCUCUGAGGAAAGUCUGCGGGAGUUCUCUGGCCACCUUCCCCCACCAAGUUCCCUCCAAACAAGCGUCAUUCCUAGGCCCUGGUGGCCUGAGGCCCCUUGGUUGGGGGAGGGCCAGCCUGCCCUGUGGAGCAUCCUGCUGUUGCCACCCAGAUAUGGCACUCCCUUCUCCCAUAGCACCCCCAUCACUGGAGCCUGGCAGGAGGUCUGGCCUCGGGACCAGAGGAUCCCACUGUCCCUGAACCCUGAGAAAGGUCUCCGGAACCAGAACCAGUUGGCCAACUCCAGUCCUGCCCCAGGUUCCCUCCCCCAGGGCCCCACAAAGUUCAGCCCUGGGGAGAUGGAAGAGUCUGAUCAGAGGCACACAGGUGUACUUGCAACCUGUGUGGGUCAUGUGAGUACAGCAGGCCCAUCCCACCAACAACCUCCCCCACCCCCACCUGGUCGGUCUCGGCCCUAUUCUUGUUCUGUCUGUGGAAAAAGGUUCUCACUCAAGCAUCAGAUGGAGACUCACUACCGAGUCCACACAGGAGAGAAGCCUUUCUCCUGUAGCCUCUGCCCCCAGCGCUCCCGGGACUUCUCAGCCAUGACCAAGCACCUGCGGACGCAUGGGGCCGCACCCUACCGCUGCCCUCUGUGCCGGGCCGGCUGCCCCAGCCUGGCCUCCAUGCAGGCGCACAUGCGCGGCCACUCGCCCAGCCAGCUCCCACCUGGAUGGACCAUUCGCUCUACCUUCCUCUACUCCUCCUCUUCGAGGCCGUCCCGGGCCUCGACCUCUCCCUGUGGGUCCCCUUCCUCCACCACCUGACGGUGUUGGUAGCUUCUUUGGCUUCAGCCAACAAUACAAUUAAAGAAUGAAAGACGGGCCGACGGGGCUGGCUAGGUUUCUGAUCCAGCACCGCAGCUAUUGGCAGCCUAGCAAAUUCGGCUCCAAGAAGCACCGCAGGAAAGGCGCUGAAAGCCUUCUCCCAGAUGGCCCCGGGCCCCAGAAGUCUGGGCCAGCGAGCCCGUGUGGGGUGUGGGCAGUGAAGUUUGCACGAGUUAAAAUUAAUUGUGCGGGAACUGGCGAUUCCAUCAAAAUAAAGAGUUUCCUGUGCCCUCUCAGGACCAGAA
Callorhinus ursinus (northern fur seal) is the source of this 2195-nucleotide messenger RNA. RefSeq names its product zinc finger and BTB domain containing 32 (gene ZBTB32). The record is from RefSeq and is a predicted model, not a curated record. Lineage: Eukaryota; Metazoa; Chordata; Mammalia; Carnivora; Otariidae. Gene Ontology annotation, molecular function: DNA-binding transcription repressor activity, RNA polymerase II-specific; protein binding; RNA polymerase II cis-regulatory region sequence-specific DNA binding. Gene Ontology annotation, biological process: regulation of cytokine production; regulation of immune system process; negative regulation of transcription by RNA polymerase II. Gene Ontology annotation, cellular component: nucleus; nucleoplasm.